Messenger RNA from Aricia agestis (brown argus), 1536 nucleotides. Its product is annotated as segmentation polarity homeobox protein engrailed-like. Gene Ontology annotation, molecular function: DNA-binding transcription factor activity, RNA polymerase II-specific; RNA polymerase II cis-regulatory region sequence-specific DNA binding. Gene Ontology annotation, cellular component: nucleus. The transcript is spliced from 3 exons. NCBI's taxonomy places the organism in Eukaryota, Metazoa, Arthropoda, Insecta, Lepidoptera, Lycaenidae. The coding region runs from base 200 to 1258 and encodes 352 amino acids. The record is from RefSeq and is a predicted model, not a curated record. Gene Ontology annotation, biological process: multicellular organism development; neuron differentiation; regulation of transcription by RNA polymerase II.
GCCGUGAGCGCAGUCCCGCGCCGCUGUCAAACUCGAUUUGACGUUUCAAUCUGACAGCGGCUGUCUAUCACGCGCUCGAAUUUCGAAUUAAGAAAUCAUGCCCUAUCAAUAUUAAUGCUACACUCGUAUCUGAUACUUCGACUCGAGGGAUACGCAUAAUCGUGUGGACUCCUACGUCUGUGUCGUGUGAACAUUCGAGAUGGCCUUCGAGGACAGAUGCAGCCCGAACCAGGCAACCAGCCCCGGGCCGGUGGCGGGGCGGGUGCCGGCGCCGCACCAGAGCACCACUGGCAUCAGCUACUGCCCUAGCCAGUACACCUGCACCACCAUCGAGCCGAGGUACGACAGGUCCCCCAACAUGACCAUAGUCAAGGUCCAACCGAACUCCCCCCCGCCUAGUCCCGCCCAGGAGAUGGACUACCAGAGCUACUACCGACCGGAGACGCCAGACAUCAAGCCGGUCAUCCAAUUCGAGCCGGACAAGAGAAACCGGCAGCAGCCGUCCGCGCCCAUAGCGUUCUCGAUCAGCAACAUCCUCCAUCCCGAGUUCGGCUUGAACGCGAUACGGAAGACGAGCAAAAUAGAAGGACCGAAGCCCGUCGGCCCGAGCCACAGCAUUCUGUACAAACCGUACGACCUAUCUAAAGAUUAUUCCAAAUACAACUUCGAUUACAUAAAAUCGAAGGAGCCUACCGAUCCCCUGCCGCCGCUCGGAGGGUUGAGGCAGACGAUCUCCAACAUCGGCGAGCAGAUUCAACAGAAGGAACCAAAGAUUGUGGAGCCGCAGAAGAGGCCGGACUCGGCGAGCUCCAUGGUGUCGUCCACGUCGAGCGGGGCGGUGUCCACCUGCGGCAGCACGGACACCAACACCGGAAACUCCACGCUGUGGCCGGCCUGGGUCUACUGCACCAGAUAUAGCGACAGGCCUAGUUCAGGUCCAAGAAGCAGGAGAAUGAAAAAGAAAACGAGCACAGAAGAGAAGAGACCGAGAACGGCUUUCAGCGCCGCCCAGCUCGCCAGACUAAAGCACGAGUUCGCUGAGAACCGGUACCUGACGGAGCGGCGGCGGCAGGCGCUGGCGGCGGAGCUGGGCCUGGCCGAGGCCCAGAUCAAGAUCUGGUUCCAGAACAAACGCGCCAAGAUCAAGAAGGCCACAGGCCAGAGGAAUCCCCUGGCCUUGCAGCUAAUGGCCCAGGGCCUCUACAAUCACAGCACAAUAACGGAGAGCGACGACGAAGAGGAAAUUAGCGUCACGUAAAAACGUUACAAAAAUUACUUAUAAGAUGCCUGACUCUGAAGUCUGGAGUCUGGUAUCAAUUCGUAUUUUUCUUGCAAAAAGUGAAUAGAUACGUCAAUUUUUAGUCAAGCUAUUUCAUAAAGUGCACAAUACAAGCUUUUCAAUCUUACAAUUUCUAAAAAGGGCGAUUUUGAGGCCAUGUAGAACUCUGCUUUAACAAUUUAACGUAAGUUUACCAAAUUAGGCCUUAUACGAGGCCACUGCAUUUUGUAGACCCCUAACGGGAUAAAUAGAGUAAA